CCCUUGGUAUCUGACUUCGGCAGAGAAGAGGCGAAAGGAGGUCCAGUGAUGAUGUUCCACCGUGCGAUGGGGCAUUAAAGCCAAAGUCGAUUAGGACCCCGCGGUGCUGCGAUCCGUGAAAGCGGCGGGCGCCGUGUGGACGCCUUGUGAGAACAGCGGGAGAGCUAAUCUGAGGACCUACAAUACUACUUCAUCAUCUUUGUCCCCUCUCUGCUUCUAUGCCUCAAAUUAGUCGUGUGAGACUCCGAGUUGACUUGUAUGCAUGCAGACACUGUGUCACUCGCUAUGCUAACAUUGUAGCGCCUGAUUGCUCUCCUUUCCUUCACCAUUGCUUCCCCUUUCCUUCACCAUUGCUUCCCCUUUCCUUCACCAUAUCCGUGUCCUCACACCCUCCACCGGUUUCCGCAGCCCCAACCUCAACCUCAACCUCCGCCGCCACCUGGCUGGGCUGCAUGCUCGUACUCUCACCUACUGCGUGCUUACACAUCGGCGCUAACUGCCGGGAAGUGCACACUUGGAUGCUUUGUGGCGGACGAAUGCACGAGGAGAUUGGACGCGCCUCGGCCAUUCUGCGACCACAGCGGAGAAACCUCGAACGAUGGAGUGCGUACCACGUUGCGAGCAGCCCUUACAACAGUGCGAGGCACGGUGGGAGCACUUAUCGUCAAGACAAGAAACAUGAGAUAUUAUUAAGGAUCAAAAACACGCCAUUCACGCCCGGAGCCCCAGGAUCCCAACGCCGUUCAUCUCACCAGCCACACGGCGUGCGUCUCAAGCGCCGUGCCGAAGGACAUGCAACAAUCUGCCCAGAAACUGCUCGCCAACGCGCCGUCGCUACCGCAGGACAGCAAGGAAGUAGAACACGGCCCCGACAGCAACAAGAGUCGAGAUGCCGAUGCUGUUGCGAGUCAGCCUGAGCACGCAACAAGCUGUCCGCGUGAAGACGACUG
This is a messenger RNA of Boeremia exigua, 950 nucleotides long. RefSeq lists its product as uncharacterized. The transcript has a single exon. NCBI's taxonomy places the organism in Eukaryota, Fungi, Ascomycota, Dothideomycetes, Pleosporales, Didymellaceae. The coding region runs from base 219 to 917 and encodes 232 amino acids. The record is from RefSeq and is a predicted model, not a curated record.